CCCAACGCCCGUGGCGGAAGUGUGCUGUUUAGGUUCCGGUUUCCCAGUGCACGCUUUCCUUCCGCGGUUUUGUGAAACGAUCUUCAUACGAGUGAGCGUCGGCGUGUUGAGAAACAAGAAACAAUGAGCAAAGCACACCCGCCCGAGCUGAAGAAGUUCAUGGACAAGAAGCUUUCAUUGAAGUUGAAUGGAGGCAGACACGUGCAGGGCAUCCUUCGAGGGUUCGACCCAUUUAUGAACCUGGUGAUGGAUGACUGUCUGGAGAUGGGCCCUGGAGGACAACAGAACAGCAUCGGCAUGGUGGUCAUACGGGGAAACAGCAUCAUCAUGCUGGAGGCCUUGGAGCGAGUAUGAUAGAGGGGGAGCUGGAUGCAGAUGGAGGAGAGAAAGACCCACACCUUUUUACAUUCUGUUUCCCCUUUAGUCACGUGUUUUGUUCGAAAGAGGCAGAGCUGAUCGUGUCUUGGAAUUAUCAGAUGUCUGAUUUCCACUGACGAGGACGUUUUUUUUUCUAUUUUCUAUUUUGAAUAGUGUAUGUGUUAAUAAAUCAGUUUUCUUUGUA
This is a messenger RNA of Hippoglossus stenolepis (Pacific halibut), 562 nucleotides long. RefSeq names its product small nuclear ribonucleoprotein polypeptide G (gene snrpg). Gene Ontology annotation, biological process: mRNA splicing, via spliceosome; spliceosomal snRNP assembly. Gene Ontology annotation, cellular component: U4 snRNP; P granule; spliceosomal tri-snRNP complex. Gene Ontology annotation, molecular function: RNA binding. The coding region runs from base 124 to 354 and encodes 76 amino acids. Lineage: Eukaryota; Metazoa; Chordata; Actinopteri; Pleuronectiformes; Pleuronectidae. The record is from RefSeq and is a predicted model, not a curated record. The transcript is spliced from 4 exons.